Styela clava is the source of this 1148-nucleotide messenger RNA. RefSeq lists its product as uncharacterized. The record is from RefSeq and is a predicted model, not a curated record. NCBI's taxonomy places the organism in Eukaryota, Metazoa, Chordata, Ascidiacea, Stolidobranchia, Styelidae.
CUGAAAUUGAUUAAUCACUAAUAAUGGGUUUCAACUGCUUAAUGUUAGCUGUGUUUCUGCGUGGGUCAGUUUCUUCGGUAUUUGCAGAAAAAUGCGCGCUGCCCAUCCCACAAGAAGAGCUUGAUAUUUCAAAGCUAGAAGACACAGUUUGGUACCUCGGAGUUCAAACUAACGACGCCGUUUCGGCAGCCGUGACAUGUGCUCGAGGGAACAAUUUUACAAUAACUUCUACUGGAUUCAGUGUUCAUAUGGAAGAAUUUGGUCCUGGGUCCCACAGAGCUGAUUUGAUCAGUCACUUUAUUCGCCAUAGACAAGGAGUUUACCACCGAAGUCCUAAAGACGAACCGUCUUUAAAAGUUGCACACGAGUACACGUUGGACAGAAAAAUUAAUGCCGAAGCGCGGAAAAUAGAUGAGGAAAACUUGCUCAAAAAGGAUUACUUAUUUAUAACCGAUUAUUCCAAUUACUUUGGAGUAAUGCUAUGUCCCGCAGAAGGAGAAUGGCUCCUCUGGAAUUACUUCAAGCAACCAAAGCCAUCUCUCAAUAGUGUCAUCAAAUUCUACAACAAACUCCACGAACUUGGUGUCUCUGCUCGUUUUCAUGCAUCUCGUUGCAAUGAAAAAUAUUUCACCGAAUAGAAGAUGAAUAACUAAACGUUUGAUACCGUCACAACUUAUAUAUUCUUUUAUUUCGUAUAACCAGUUUCUAUUUCCAACGGAAGUUUUCAUUGGAUUAUUGUCAACUAAAAUACCUUAUCAUGUCUUAAUUAAUAGACAAGUGUUCUAAUCUGUGGUAGCUGUUUCAUGUAUUUUUAUUGUUAUCAUUUUUGUUGAAGGUGGGCCAUGUUUCAUAAUUGGUCAUUCUUGCAAACAUUUGUCACAUCAAUCAUUCACAUAAAUCAUUUUUAUUCAAUCGUUGAUUAAUUCUAUUCGGUUGAUUGCGAUAAUUAGUGCUCUGUGAUAACAUCUCGCUCCAAAUCCGAUAUCAAAGAAGUAAAUACUCGCUUUAAAAGAUAUAAAUAUGUUUAAAAAAAAUUCCUAGUUGUUCAGUUCAUGGUAAAUGUUUUGUAUAUAUAUCUUAUACUACUGUAUAAUCUAGAAGUAUUAUGGUUCGUGAAUGUUAUAUGUAACAUAUGCUAAUUAAUAAAA